CUCAUCCCUCAGUGUGUCAAGCGUGCUCGGCUGCGACAUGACCAGAGCCCCGCAAACCUGGCCAUUCAAACAUGGAGCUGUUUAAAUCGUUAAUUUCGGUGUUUUGGAUAUUUUUGCUCAACAGAAACGAAGAGUCCCUUGCAGAGGAAGUAGUCUUACUGAAUUCUAAGGAGUCCCAGGCAGAGCUGGGUUGGACAUCAUAUCCUUCUAAUGGGUGGGAGGAAAUCAGCGGCGUGGAUGAGAAAUACAAGCCCAUUCGCACAUAUCAAGUAUGCAACGUGAUGGAGCCCAGCCAGAACAACUGGCUUCAGACUGGUUGGAUAUGGCGACAGGGUGGCCAGCGCAUCUUCAUCGAGUUGCAGUUCACCCUGCGUGACUGCAACAGCAUCCCCGGCGUGUCCGGCAGCUGCAAAGAGACCUUCAACCUCCUCUAUGCCGAGUCAGACUGGGACCUGGGCCGCGUGGUCCGCGAGGACCGCUACAGCAAAAUCGACACAAUUGCGGCAGACGAAAGUUUUACGCAGGGUGAUUUAGGUGAACGUAAGAUGAAGCUUAACACGGAAGUCCGUGAGAUUGGACACCUCAACCGCAAGGGAUUCCAUCUGGCCUUUCAGGAUGUUGGUGCAUGCGUUGCGCUAGUUUCUGUAAGAGUGUACUACAAGCGAUGUUUGUCAACUGUGCAGAAUUUAGCCGUGUUUCCGGAUACAGUAGCCGAAGCAGCAUUCUCUACACUGGUGGAGGUGAGAGGGACGUGUGUAAAUAACUCAGAGGUGGACACAGACAGUCCUCCCAGAAUGCAUUGCAGUGCUGAAGGGGAGUGGCUUGUGCCAAUCGGGAAAUGCAGCUGCAGCUCUGGAUAUGAGGAGGGACACAGCAGCUGUGAGGCCUGUCCCCCGGGUACCUAUAAGAUGUCAUCACGCCAGCAAGAGUGUUUCACGUGUCCAGCUAACAGCAUGACUGAGGAGGAGGGUUCCGUCCUCUGUGUGUGUGAGGAAGACCACUUCAGAACGCCACUUGAUGCCCCCUCUGCACCCUGCACACGCCCUCCUUCUCCACCUCGUGAUCUGGUUUACACCCUUAAACAAUCCACACUCAUUCUGGAAUGGGCCGCACCAAACGACUCUGGAGGCAGAGUGGAUCUUACCUAUACCAUAGGCUGUCGGCGAUGUGUCGGCCCCCCACGGGCCCCCCAGGUGCAGUGUGAGCCCUGUGGGGCCAGUGUGGGCUUCGUACCCCAGCAGAGCAGCCUUAUGGAGCGCACGGUCACUGUGGUGAACCUGCUUCCCAACUCCAACUAUUCUUUCAGCGUUGAAGCCCGCAAUGGCGUCUCAGAGUUGCUGCCCAAUAAAAGGUUCUACACUCAAGUCAACAUUUCCACCAGCAUUCCAGCACCUUCUCAAGUCAGCGAGCUGCGAGCGGAGAAGGUUGAGCAGCGGAGUGUGACUUUGGUUUGGAGAGAACCCAUUGUGUAUCCCAACAGCAGCCGCACUGAAUACGAGAUCAAAUACUAUGAAAAGGACCAGAAAGACCAGAGCUAUUCCACAGUGAAGACUGCUGCUACCAAAAUCAGCAUCAACAACCUGAAACCGGGAACCACCUACGUCUUCCUCAUCCGCACCUGCUCCAGUCCUGCCCUUUCUUCCCUGUCCUCCUCUCCUCUUUCUUCCUCUUCCUCCUCCUCAUCCCCCUCUUCCCCAUCUGCCUCUUCCUCUUCAAGCCCUGUGGCAGCUGUGUCACCCUCACCGCUCGACUACGGGGCGUACAACACACCGCUGGAGCUGCAGACACUGGGAGAAAUGGCUCUGGCCUCCAGUGAGCAGAGUCCCGUGGUGAUCAUCGUGGUGGUCUCUGUAGCUGCCCUCAUCAUGUUACUGACUUUCGGAGUUGGACUGCUCAUCUGGAAAAGUGGCUUCUCCAGACCCUCCAAUGUAGCUCCUUCUCGCGUGGUGCUGCUCUCUACCUCCUUCUCUACUCUUCCUCCUCCUCUUCCUCCCUCCACGCAGCUGUCUCCCAGACAAUGUGGCUACAGUAAAGCCAGCCAGGAGGGAGAUGAUGAGCUGUACUUUCAAUUUAAAAUCCCAACCAGACGGACAUAUAUUGACCCAGAAACGUGUGAAGAUCUGCUUCAGGCUGUUCACGCCUUUGCCAAAGAGCUGGACAUCUCUAGCAUCAAGAUAGAGAGAAUAGUCCAUACAGGAGACUUUGGGGAAGUGUGUCGGGGUUGCCUGAAGCUACCCAGCAAACGCGAGUUACCCGUGGACAUAAAGACCCUUCGUGCGGGCUGCUCAGAGAAACAGAGACGCUCGUUCCUCAGCGAGGCAGGAAUUCUGGGACAGUUCGAUCAUGCCAACAUUGUGCGUCUGGAGGGAGUCAUCACCAGAGGCAACACUAUGAUGACUGUGGUGGAGAGCAUGGCCAAUGGGUCACUUGACUCUUUCCUGCGGAAACACGAGGGUCAGCUGACUGUUCUUCAGCUGGUAGAUCUGUUGAGUGGAGUGGCGUCUGGUAUGAAGUAUCUGACAGAGAUGGGCUUCAUCCAUCGCAGACUUGCCGCUCACAAAGUUCUAGUUAACAGCAGCCUGGUCUGCAAAGUGUCAGGUUUCAGACCACUACAGGACGACAAGAUUGAGGCGGUCUACAGCACACUACACGGAGGGAAGAGUUUGGUGCUCUGGACGGCCCCAGAGGCCAUUCAGUACCAUCGCUACAGCUCAGCCUCUGAUGUAUGGAGCUUUGGUAUUGUCAUGUGGGAAGUAAUGUCCUUCGGGGAGAGACCGUACUGGGACAUGGGCAACCAAGAUGUAAUUAAAGCUAUAGAAGACGGGUUCCGGUUACCCGCUCCUGUGAAUUGCCCGCCGUCUCUCCACCAGCUUAUGUUGGACUGCUGGCAGAAGGAGAGAACAGAGAGACCCACCUUCACCCAGAUCCAUAGCGCUCUCAGCAAGACCAUCAGGAGCCCAGACAACAUCGGCUCCUCCACGCUGGGACGCCGGACUCUGGGCUCAUCUGUAUCACUAGCAGAACGAACUCUUCCCUCCUUCCCUUCAUUUAGUUCAGUUGGCGAGUGGUUGGAAGCUGUAGACAUGGGCCGCUACAAAGACAACUUCACUGCUGCGGGAUACUGUUAUCUAGAGUCAGUGGCCCGCAUGACUGUUCAGGAUGUGUUGAGUCUCGGCAUCACUUCUCUGGAGCACCAGAAACAGAUCCUGUCUGCCAUACAGACUCUCAGAGCACAGGUUAUCCAGAUGCAUGGUCGCGGAGUCCAGGUCUGAUACACACACACACUCUUAACCACAUACCCCAGAACCUCAGCAGUGCCCUGGCUUAAAGAGGACAAACACAUUGACGUCUGUUGUCAUAAUUACCCAGCAGGCCAUUCAACAGUCAGGAGGUGAUCAUUUAGUUACUGAAAUGGCAGUGUUCUUCCUAAUCUUCCCCUUUUUCCUCUUCCUGAUCUUCUCUUUGGGUGAAAAAUGGUUAUUUGCAGUACUUCCACAAACUAAGUUCCUUUUUCUGAGAGACAAUAUCACAAGAAGAGAGAGUUCCUUUAAAACAACCUGUGUGCCAAUUUCACCUGCUUUUUCUUCCACUGUCCAACAAUGACCUUUACACAGCUCUGCCCC
This is a messenger RNA of Xyrauchen texanus (razorback sucker), 3623 nucleotides long. RefSeq names its product ephrin type-A receptor 7-like. Gene Ontology annotation, molecular function: protein binding; ATP binding; transmembrane-ephrin receptor activity. Gene Ontology annotation, biological process: cell surface receptor protein tyrosine kinase signaling pathway; protein phosphorylation; axon guidance. The record is from RefSeq and is a predicted model, not a curated record. The transcript is spliced from 18 exons. Bases 72 to 3272 code for a protein of 1066 amino acids. Gene Ontology annotation, cellular component: neuron projection; plasma membrane. Lineage: Eukaryota; Metazoa; Chordata; Actinopteri; Cypriniformes; Catostomidae.